This is a messenger RNA of Pseudonaja textilis, 452 nucleotides long. The record is from RefSeq and is a predicted model, not a curated record. NCBI's taxonomy places the organism in Eukaryota, Metazoa, Chordata, Lepidosauria, Squamata, Elapidae.
GUACGCAACAGCAAAGCUAGUGGCUACUGCUUGGACCAGGGCGCGGAAGAUGACAAUAAAGCGAUCCUCUAUCCGUGCCACGGAAUGUCUUCCCAGCUCGUCCGUUACAGCACCGAAGGAUUGUUGCAACUGGGCCCAAUGGGAUCCACAGCGUUCCUACCUGACUCAAAAUGUCUCAUAGAUGAUGGGAAAGGAAGGACCCCCACGCUGAAGAAAUGCGAAGAUACGCUGAGACCAACUCAGAGACUCUGGGACUUCACACAGAAUGGCCCCAUCAUCAACCGAGAUACAGGCCGGUGUCUGGAAGUAGAAAUGUCUAAAGACGCCAACUUUGGACUUAGAUUGGUAGUGCAGAGAUGCUCGGGGCAAAAAUGGAUGAUCAGAAACUGGAUAAAACACGGAAGGCAUUGAUUUUCCAAGCGUCAAAGUACAAAGGAUGUCUCUUCUCCAAU